This is a messenger RNA of Neocloeon triangulifer, 1789 nucleotides long. RefSeq names its product probable cytochrome P450 CYP44. Lineage: Eukaryota; Metazoa; Arthropoda; Insecta; Ephemeroptera; Baetidae. The transcript has 9 exons. The record is from RefSeq and is a predicted model, not a curated record. Gene Ontology annotation, molecular function: monooxygenase activity; heme binding; iron ion binding. The coding region runs from base 67 to 1644 and encodes 525 amino acids.
CAUAAGAAGACGCAUCCGCCUUUCAAAGCACUUUCGCUCUUCGACGGUCCCUGAUCUCCACAUCCGAUGGCGCACCGAAUUCCCAAAACACUUUUAUACGCGGUUCCUGCACCGCGGCAAAAUUUUUCGUGCGCCCUUUCGUCUACCCUGGCAACAACGACCGACGCAGAUUUCAUCAAGGACCACGCGAAACCAUUCUCCAGCAUUCCUCAGCCACCAAAAAUUCCACUUUUUGGACACACGCUUCUCUACCAUGCCCUCGGACCGUACAAAAUUGAAAAGUAUCAUGAAGCCUUACGAGAUUUAUACAAAAAGUACGGCCCAGUUGUGCGCCAGCAACUGCAAGGAGGCGCUCAGGGCGAGGUGGUGCACGUGUUUGAACUGGAGGACAUAGCAAAGGUCAUGGCUGCUGGUGGAGCAGCUCCUGUGGUGCCCCCAAUUCAGGAAGGUUCACGACUUUACCGAUUGAUGAGAGGGCACGCCGUUGGACUUGGAAACAUGAAUGGUGAACAAUGGAAGACUCUGAGAAAAGCGUCUCAACAGCAACUUUUGAAGCCCAAUCACAUAAAUCAAUUUUUACCGAGCGUGGAAAAAGUUUCGCAAAUUCUCAUUGAUGAGUUGAGAGCACGAAGAGAUAAAGACGGCGCCGUUGAAAACUUCUACACCUUGAUCGCCAAGUGGUAUUUGGAGAUCUCUGGAGCGAUUAUGUUUGAAAAACCACUGGGCGCCUUGAACGGCAACUUGAGAGAGCAAGACGAGGCGCGCGAAUGGGUCCAGGCCAACAUUGACAUUUUCAGACUCAAUUCAAAAUUGAAAGUGGCGUCGCCGCUUUUCAAAGUUUUCCCCAUCAAGCCAUGGCGCCAGUUAGUCCGCGCUGAAGAGAAAUUCCACCAUUUUGUCGAAAAAUACCUGGUUGAUGCAUUGGGCAAAAUAGAACAAUUGGCGAAUGCCGGAGGACUUGAUGGAAAGUUUAACUUUUUGACGACGAUGCUGUCGAAAGAACAGAUUUCCCGGAAGGACAUGGUCUUUUUCAUCCAUUCUAUGUUUUCAGAGGGACUUGCUACGGUGCCAUCGACCAUGCAGAGCUGUAUCUACAGUCUGAUGAAACAUCCCGUUGUGCAGGAAAAAUUGUAUGAUGAAAUUAGGCAAAAUGUUGAUUUGCUGCAGGAAAUUACCCCAGAAAUUUUGGACAAACUGAGCUACACAAAAGCCGUGAUCAAGGAAACCUUCAGGAUGUUUCCGUUGGGCACAGAAUUAUCUAGGGUCGCCCAAAAAACUUUGGUGCUUGGAGGAUACGAAAUUCCACCUGGAACGGUGAUCGAUUUAAACCAUUCUUCGCUGCUGAGGUCUGAAAAGUAUUUUCCCGAGCCAAACAAAUUUAUCCCUGAACGUUGGCUUCGAGGGGACGAGCAGGCAACGCAGAACGCGAUCUUGCUGACCCCCUUUGGCCACGGGGCCAGAAUGUGUGUUGGUCGCCGAUUUUCGCAGCAGGCGAUGCACGCUGGCUUGGCCCGACUUGUGCAGAGGUUUAAAUUCGUGGACGAAAAGAAGGAACACGAUUUGCCUUACAAUCAAGUGUACCAAACGCUGCUUUUCCCGAACAGGGAACUCAAAGUAAAGAUCGAGUACAGGCCCCAAAAUUAAUAAUGCUAAAAAUCGAUAAUCAAAAAUUGAUUUUGACAUUGCUUAUAACUUAUAAAUUAUUAACUGAUGUGUAAAAUUGUAUUGUUUUUGCAAAAAAUUAAAUUAAUGAUGCUUAGAAUUAAAUUUAAGAAGCAUUACAGCAAUA